Messenger RNA from Musca vetustissima, 344 nucleotides. RefSeq names its product general odorant-binding protein 28a-like. The transcript is spliced from 3 exons. Gene Ontology annotation, molecular function: odorant binding. The record is from RefSeq and is a predicted model, not a curated record. NCBI's taxonomy places the organism in Eukaryota, Metazoa, Arthropoda, Insecta, Diptera, Muscidae. The annotation marks the transcript as partial. Gene Ontology annotation, biological process: sensory perception of smell.
CCGAAGAAUGUAAAAGUGAAGUGGGUGCAUCUGAUGCCGAUAUUGAAGAACUGGUGGGAAGAAAACCAGCCACAACUAUGGAAGGAAAGUGUCUGCGUGCUUGCCUAAUGAAGAAGUUCGAUGUGAUGGAUGUCUCUGGUAAAUUUGCCACAGAAGCUGCAUUGAAACAUGCCGAAAAAGUAACCGAUGGCAAUGCUGAUAAAAUGAAAGUGGCUUCGGAAAUUAUCAAUGCUUGUGCCAACAUUGAAGUCUCAUCGGAUCAUUGUCAAGCAGCUGAAGAGUAUGGCAAAUGUUUCAAACAACAGGCUAAUGCUCAUGGAAUUAAUGAAAAUUAUCAAUACUAA